Messenger RNA from Xylona heveae TC161, 1503 nucleotides. Its product is annotated as translation factor. Gene Ontology annotation, biological process: regulation of translational fidelity. NCBI's taxonomy places the organism in Eukaryota, Fungi, Ascomycota, Xylonomycetes, Xylonales, Xylonaceae. The record is from RefSeq and is a predicted model, not a curated record. Gene Ontology annotation, cellular component: cytoplasm. The transcript has 2 exons. The coding region runs from base 1 to 1296 and encodes 431 amino acids. Gene Ontology annotation, molecular function: nucleotidyltransferase activity; double-stranded RNA binding; tRNA binding.
AUGACUGCUACUACAGACACUCCUAACGGAGUCGCAGGGUCCACGGGACCAUCCACACGUAUCCUCCCUGUAGACCCUGCACGCAUUGGGCGAUUCAACUUCACAGGCAGCGCCGACUCUGUGCUAGACAGCUGGGAAAUCGACUUGCGAGACGACACGACAGAUGCCGCGAACCUGAAAGAGGCCGCAGAACGACUAUGCACAAGAAACAUACCAGUUGCAUUUCCCACCGAGACAGUAUACGGCCUUGGUGCAGACGCGACAAGAAGUCUGGCCGUGCAAGGGAUCUACAAAGCAAAGCAGCGGCCCUCGGACAAUCCUCUGAUUGUGCACUUUUGCUCUCUUGAACAGCUACGAGACUUUCUCCAGCCCGCUAGACGGACUGCUGACUCCGGCAAAAGCGCCGGUACAAAUGGCUCAGCAGGCGAUGCAGGCCUAGAGUCGGAUCCAAUCCCGAGCAUCUACAAGCCCCUGAUCCGCAAAUUCUGGCCUGGACCUCUGACAAUUCUUCUCCCAAACCCAGCAAACUCGUCUCUCGCACCCGAAGUCACAGCCGGCCUGGACACAUUCGGCGCUCGAAUGCCCAAGAGCAUUCUCGCCCUCGCGCUGAUCAAGCUGGCCGGCGCACCACUCGCGGCGCCCUCAGCAAACGCAUCCACGAAACCGUCCCCCACGACCGCAGAACACGUCAAGUAUGACCUCGACGGCAGAAUCGACGUCAUUCUCGACGGCGGGCCCAGCGACGUCGGUGUCGAGAGCACAGUCGUCGAUGGCCUUUCGAACCCGCCCUUGAUCCUUCGUCCCGGCGGCAUCAGCAUUGAGCAGCUGCGCGACUGUCCCGGCUGGGAAAACGUCGAGAUCGGAUACAAGGAUUCUUCGGAAAAGGAGAAAGCUCCUCGUGCGCCGGGCAUGAAGUAUCGUCAUUAUUCACCAAAGGCAACGGUCGUCUUGUUUGAGGCCGGAUCUGACUCUCCGACCCUCGAAGAUGUCCAGCGCAGACUCGGACCCAAUCGACGCAUUGGCUCCGUGAGGACCAAGACUUGGAAGCUGGGGUUCGCUACUACGACUGCGAAUGUGACUGCUCCUGAACAGUCCGCUCCGGUCCACCUACAUGAUAUCCAUCUCGGCGCACACACGGACGAUAUCGCGCGCGGACUUUUCUCCGCCUUGCGCGAGCUGGACAAGCGCGGCGUCGACGCGAUCUUCGUAGAAGGCGUAAGCGACGAGCACGACGGCAGCGUCGCCGCGGCUGUGAUGAAUCGGUUACGCAAAGCCGCGGAGUUCAGGGUUUAUUAGAGUAGUCGGGGUCUAUUCGUCGGGUCUAUUAGUCGGGGUUUAUCAAUGGAAUGCCCUUAGGAGCCUCCAAUUGAGCAUUGGCAUUGGUUUUUUAUGUUGAUAACAUCUUUAUAGACGGUCAUAUUGAUGCUUUUUCAUUCAAUUAGAUAGACACGGUGGGGGUUUAGAAGCAAAAUUCAAAUGAAUAUAUUUUUACAAACAGGAAAC